Messenger RNA from Sycon ciliatum, 838 nucleotides. Its product is annotated as TNF receptor-associated factor 2-like. The transcript has 6 exons. Gene Ontology annotation, molecular function: protein binding. The record is from RefSeq and is a predicted model, not a curated record. NCBI's taxonomy places the organism in Eukaryota, Metazoa, Porifera, Calcarea, Leucosolenida, Sycettidae. The coding region runs from base 46 to 789 and encodes 247 amino acids.
CUCUUGUCCAGUAGAAACUUGCAGUAUCCGACUAAUACUUACACAAUGGCUGAGGCAGAACCAGUACCAGCAGUACCUGACGUAGAUGAAGAUUAUGAUAAUGAAGAAUUUCAAGUCGCCGCCGAAGCAGCAGCAGCAAGGGAAGAUGCGUUACAGCUCCGGGGUGACAUCGAGAUGUUGAAGAGAGACGAAGGGCUUGCCAAGCAAGUGUGGACGGACCAGCUCGAGCGUGACCUCGAGAAGUUGACGAGAAUAAAAAGGCUUGCCCAUCGCGUGUGGACGAUUGGUACAAUCCCUUCGCGAUAUCGCCGUACUAUUUACACUCAGGUGUUUGAUAAUAUCAAUUAUCGCUGUAAUCAGGCCAAACCGUUCUUCAGCGACGCCUUCUACAUCGGUCCAGACGAGAGUGGACCUCGGAUGUGCAUGAAGAUUCACCCAAGCGAAACCCCAAAAGGAUUUUCCUUUUACUAUUGCCUAGUCAAGGGCAGAAAUGAUGAUGGGUUAGUUUGGCCGUUCAAUCACGCAGUCAAAGUGCAGUGUUUGCAUGACACUGAGGACAGAGUGAUCAUGGAGUUCACCAUCCAACCACCCAGUGACGCAGCGGCGAGUCUCGAUUACACCGACCAGCCGAUAACAGAUGGUCCGAUAACAGAACAUAGCCCAGGCUGGGGAAACCAGGGCAUGCUGUCGCGCGCCAUGCGGUAUGAAGCGGGAUCGAUACGUUCGGACAGGAUACGAAUACGCUACAUCGUGGAGUGGGUGCCGUAUUAUGAACCCGCUUUAGUUUAGACAUCGGAAAAUUGUUGUUGUCGUCGUCGUUGUUGUUGUUAUAUUUCAU